UGACUGAGCAUCACAAUGAGCAUCACAAGGGCUCCCCCGCCGCCCAGCGGUCAGCCAAUCGGAGAGGAGGAGCCAGGCCAGGAGGGGGUUGGGCGCAUUCCUCUGGGCGUCCUGAGCGCUAUAUACCGCUGUGAUGUCACCAAACGGAUCAGUUGUGUUGCUGGGGAAUCUAUUGCGAGGCUGUGUGAGUUGUACGCUGUCGCCUCUGACCGUGAGUCGUACGGACCGAUUGGAUUUAUGAACGACAGUAUGAGGCUGAAUAUGCGCGCCACCUUCGUGCUGCUGUGCUGCCUGCCCGCCCUGAUUCCUUUCUGUGCAGCUGAUAAGGAUGACGAGCAUGAUGACUGUAAAAAACCUGUCUGCUCCCAAGGGACAAGCUGGGUGAAUCUCUGGUAUGUCUGGCUGAUCCUGGUGACCGUUUGUUUGCUUCUACUCUGUGGGACCACAGCAAGUUGCAUCAAGUUUUGCUGCAGAAAAAAGAAGCCGCCCGUGCAAACGUUUCAAAACCAUCCCUGCGAAGUGACGGUCAUUGCCUUAGAUAAUGACAGCACCAUUCACAGUACUGUUACCUCCUACAGCUCUGUGCAGUAUCCUUAUAUGUUCCCGUUUGCUGACCCUGAUCGAAGUGCAAUGUCCCCUCCCGCCUACAGCCUGUAUGCCAUGGAACUACCUCCAGCUUAUGAAGAAGCCAUAAAACUGGCCAAGACCAGCAGUGAAGUUGGCCCCUCUGCUUCAGCCCCAAAACUUGAAGGAAUCUCUGAACAAGAGGGGCCAGAAGAUGAGACGGAUCAACAGGCUGGGCAGCAAACCAUCUCCAGUGUCACUGAAUCACCACCCCACUAUGAGGAGUCCGACGCUAGCCAGGGACAGAGCUAGUCAUAGCUAACUAUAGAUAAGGAACUUGUUCUUCCCAGAGCUUGGCUUGUAUGACAGGGAUCAUGUUCUGCUGCAGUUGCCAACAGGGACGUUCAGUCUGUUUAUAGUCGUUUCACCUACAUACAAGGCAUUGAUUUUCUAAAUGACACGUCCUUCUGCUCUGUUUCAAGGAUAAGAGGAGGAAUUAAUACCAGAAUCCUGGUCAAAGCUUAAUUGGUCAUCGGCAAUGGUUGUAGAUCCAACUACUUGAGCUUAAGGCAGAGGAAUGCUGGGGCAGACCAUUUUCGACAAGUCUUGGUGGCUCCCAGUGUUUUCAGAAAACCAAACUUGAGGUUUGCUGUGGAAUUCUUGGUUUGCAAACUAAGAUUAAUGCUCCCAACAUACAAUGUAUUCUUGCAGAAUAAUAAAGCCUAGCAGCCUCUUGUGACUCUUAUAGGAUUCUGGGAGCUAAAGUCUAGUAGUAGCCAGAGUGUCACAGCUCUGUGUUUUGCUACUAUAUUGUACAGUAGGGCCAGUAAUCUUCUAAAUGGAUAUGGUUGUGGAAUUAAUCAGAGGGGUAUAUGUACAAGCAGAUGUAUUCUGCAGUUGCUUUGGGCUUUGUGAGAGAUGGUCGGAGCACUGAAGGUUUGGCACCAUGUUUGAUUGACAUUCUAACUUUAUAUAGCUUAAUAUUUCCUGCCUAUGAGUGUCCUCCUUCUUGCAGAAGGAUUAUAUUAUUUCUAGCAAAUUGCUGGUGUAAAAAAAAAAAAUUGUUGCUACGCAACAAAAUAUUUUCAUUUCUGAUGUAUGUUACUCGAUGCUUUGUAUAUAUUUUUUGAAAUCUCAAUGAGUCUAUUGAAAGCUAAAAGCAUAAUUGCUCACCCCUGCUGCCACUUGGAGGAGGUGUAAGAUUAAGUGUUGAAUUAUAUCCUUUUUCCUGCUUACGGUAUGUGUCUUGUGCGUGCUGUAAUAUAUAUUUUUUAAUUACAUUGGUUCAACAAACCGAAUAAAAAUCAUAAUUGCUCGA
Messenger RNA from Xenopus laevis (African clawed frog), 1882 nucleotides. RefSeq names its product transmembrane protein 52 S homeolog (gene tmem52.S). NCBI's taxonomy places the organism in Eukaryota, Metazoa, Chordata, Amphibia, Anura, Pipidae. The record is from RefSeq and is a predicted model, not a curated record.